Molecule: messenger RNA, 278 nt
Organism: Racocetra persica
Lineage: Eukaryota; Fungi; Glomeromycota; Glomeromycetes; Diversisporales; Gigasporaceae
Source: the annotation of a GenBank genome assembly
GACAACAAGCAACUCAAGAAGAUAUCAAAAAUGCUAGUCGUAAAGCAAAUAUUCAUGAUUUUAUAAUAGGUUUACCUGAUGGUUAUGAUACUCAUGUUGAUAGAAAAGGAAUACAACUUUUAGAUAAUGAAGCAACAUCAGCACUAGAUUCUGGUUCAGAAAUAGCUGUACAAAAGGCUUUAGAUAUUGCUGCCACAGGCAGAACAACUUUGGCUAUAACACAUCGAUUAUCAACAAUUCAACAUAUAGAUGUUAUAUUUGUGAUAAAGGACGUUAAA